CUCCUGGUCGUCUUGGGUUGUUCUGGCUUGCCCACAUUGUUUCUGUAGCUUUCAUGGCUCUGGAUGGCUAGUGAAGAAGGAUGUUCAGUCUAAUGGCCAAUUGCUGUGGCUGGUUAAAACGGUGGCAGGAGCCUGUCAGGAAGGUGACACUAAUAAUUGUGGGUCUUGAUAAUGCUGGUAAAACUGCUACAGUCCGAGGAAUUCAAGGAGAGUCUCCUGAAGACGUGGCUCCAACAGUUGGAUUUUCCAAGAUUCACCUUAAACAGGGACGCUUUGAAGUCACCAUCUUUGAUUUAGGAGGUGGAAAACGAAUUCGAGAUAUCUGGAGAAAUUACUAUGCGGAGUCCUACGGUGUAAUAUUUGUUGUGGAUUCCAGUGACAUUGCAAGAAUGGAAGAAACAAAACAAGCCAUGAUAGAAGUUUUAAAUAGCCCUAAGAUAUCAGGAAAACCUGUGUUAGUGCUGGCAAAUAAGCAGGACAGAGAAGGAGCUCUGCCAGAAGCAGAUGUAAUCGAAUCCUUAUCUCUGGAAAAGCUUGUCAAUGAACACAAGUCUCAAUGUCAAAUUGAACCUUGCUCAGCUGUCAUGGGCUGUGGGAAAAAAAUUGAUAAAUCAAUAAAAAAGGGUUUAUAUUGGCUUCUACAUAUCAUAGCAAAAGAUUUUGAUGCCUUAAAUGAGCGUGUCCAAAGAGACACUGCAGAACAAAAAGCAUAUGAAGAACAAAAGAAACUAGAACGAGCUGAGCGAGUGAGAAGGAUACGAGAAGAAAGGGAAAAAGAAGAAGGAAGAAGUAUACCUGAUGAGGAAGAUCCUGAGCCUGGGAACUGUGAAAACCCCUUCCAGCCUAUAUCUGCUGUAAUCUCUGAG
This is a messenger RNA of Pterocles gutturalis (yellow-throated sandgrouse), 866 nucleotides long. It is a transcript of the gene ARL13B, whose product is annotated as ADP-ribosylation factor-like 13B. The record is from RefSeq and is a predicted model, not a curated record. Gene Ontology annotation, cellular component: ciliary membrane; motile cilium; non-motile cilium. The annotation marks the transcript as partial. Gene Ontology annotation, molecular function: GTPase activity; GTP binding. Lineage: Eukaryota; Metazoa; Chordata; Aves; Pterocliformes; Pteroclidae. Gene Ontology annotation, biological process: receptor localization to non-motile cilium; non-motile cilium assembly. The transcript is spliced from 6 exons.